Molecule: messenger RNA, 831 nt
Organism: Lepus europaeus (European hare)
Lineage: Eukaryota; Metazoa; Chordata; Mammalia; Lagomorpha; Leporidae
Gene: UBXN10
Product: UBX domain protein 10
Exons: 1
Coding region: 1-831 (276 amino acids)
Molecular function (GO): protein binding
Source: RefSeq, a predicted model, not a curated record
AUGGCCAGAGAAGGCCCUGUGAACAUCCCAGCAGCCGAGCGCAGCACCAUUGUCAGCCCAGCCGCGAAUGGCUUCCUGUGGCAGCCAGACUCACUCCAAAUGCACGUGGCAAGGCCCAAGUCCGCCAAGGGCCGCACACGGCCGAGUCUGCCCCGAGCCCAGGGCACGGAGGCGAGCUCUCCCCGCACCCCAGCUUCUCCACCUCCUGCCAUGCCCUGCGAGUCGCUGAGCAGCCAGAAGCCAGGGACCUGUGCACCCAGGUCUCCAAACCAGGGAGCCCCCGUAGGACUCCCCGAGCGGCGGCAGCAGCUGCCUGCUGGGACUUCCUGCUCUCUCAACAGGUACCCGGUCCUUCCUUCCAUCAUGAGAAAGAACCUGGCGGCCGGGGCUGUGGACAGAGUGGCUGAAAAGGCCAGCUCACUGCAGCUGGACAGCGUCCCGGCUCCUUACCCAGAGGACUCCUACGCCAUGAAGACUCGCGAAGACUCCAGAGCCCUGGAGAGGAACUUCGGCGCCCAGCCCAAGACCCAGGCUUUCUGCAGGGCUGGGGACCUGGAGGAACCAUCGGACCAAGAACCCAGGCUGCUGCUUGCCAUCAGAUCACCUUCAGGCCAAAGGUUCAUCCAUCAUUUCCGGCCAACGGAUGACUUACAGACCGUGGUGGCCGUGGCCGAGCGGAAGAACCAGGCCACCUACCGCCCCUGCAGCAUCGAGACCGUGGAGGUGCCCAGGAGACGCUUCCCCGACCUCACCAAGUCUCUGCAGGAGUGCAGAAUCCCCCACAAGUCAGUGCUGAGCAUCUCCCGGGAAGAGGAGGAGGGCUGGCCCUGA